CACUGGAGGGAUUCCUGGAGAAGCUGCAGUGUGGGGAUGCUCUAGCCCGAGUACAGCCCCCAGUGUCUUUCCACCCCUUCUCCCUGCAGUGGCAGCAGCUGCAGCAGCACUUAGAAGCAACUUGAGGCUACACCCAGGGCAAGCCCUCCAGGGUGGUGCUCUGCUGAGAGGGGGGCUCAGCGCCCCGGAGGGGUGUGUGUAGGGUGGGGGCGGCCAGCUGGGACCAGCUGGUGGCCCUGGAAAACCUCCCACACACCCACACCCACACACCCCUUUUGUGUUGCAGACUGCCCCUCCAAGAACAGAGGCGGCGAGAGGACGUGUGCCUCACCCCGGGUCCGCUGGAAGAACAGUGGAGACAGAGACCAGCACCACCUCCGGAUCCUCCCUCCAGGGACAAACAGGAAACCAAGAACUAGCAAGCGUUUGAGUGAAAAAACGUCAGAUUCAAAUCGAAAGACAGCUCAUUUGCUUAUUGCUUCAUUGUGGAAAUUGCAGCUCAACUCUAAGAAAGAUAAUCUGAAGAGAGAAUAAUACACCAGAUUUCCUAACAAAGCAUUUCACCUGAACCUAAAAUGGUGAGUGAGAGUCAUCAUGAGGCCCUGGCAGCCCCGCCAGUCACCACCGUCUCGACUGUUCUACCAAACAAUGCCACAGAGCCAGCCAGCCCUGGAGAAGGAAAGGAAGAUGCCUUUUCUAAGCUGAAAGAGAAAUUUAUGAAUGAGUUGCAUAAAAUUCCAUUGCCACCGUGGGCCUUAAUUGCCAUAGCCAUAGUUGCAGUCCUUUUAGUCCUGACCUGCUGCUUUUGUAUCUGUAAGAAAUGCUUGUUCAAAAAGAAAAACAAGAAGAAGGGAAAGGAAAAGGGAGGGAAGAAUGCCAUUAACAUGAAAGAUGUGAAGGACUUAGGGAAGACCAUGAAAGAUCAGGCCCUUAAGGAUGAUGAUGCCGAAACUGGAUUGACAGAUGGAGAAGAAAAAGAAGAACCCAAAGAAGAGGAGAAGCUGGGAAAGCUUCAGUAUUCACUGGAUUAUGAUUUUCAGAAUAACCAGCUGCUGGUAGGAAUCAUCCAGGCUGCAGAAUUGCCCGCCUUAGACAUGGGAGGCACAUCUGACCCCUAUGUGAAAGUGUUUCUGCUACCUGAUAAAAAGAAGAAAUUUGAGACAAAAGUCCACCGAAAGACCCUUAAUCCUGUCUUCAAUGAACAGUUUACUUUCAAGGUGCCAUAUUCAGAAUUAGGAGGCAAAACUCUGGUGAUGGCUGUGUAUGAUUUUGACCGUUUCUCCAAGCAUGACAUCAUUGGGGAAUUUAAGGUCCCCAUGAACACAGUGGAUUUCGGUCAUGUAACUGAGGAGUGGCGUGAUCUGCAAAGUGCUGAGAAGGAAGAGCAAGAGAAACUGGGCGAUAUCUGCUUCUCCCUUCGCUACGUCCCUACUGCUGGCAAACUGACUGUUGUCAUCCUGGAGGCAAAGAACCUGAAGAAGAUGGAUGUGGGCGGCUUAUCUGAUCCUUAUGUGAAAAUUCAUCUGAUGCAGAAUGGCAAGAGGCUGAAGAAGAAAAAGACAACAAUUAAAAAGAAUACACUUAACCCCUACUACAAUGAGUCAUUCAGCUUUGAAGUACCUUUUGAGCAAAUCCAGAAAGUGCAAGUGGUGGUAACUGUUUUGGACUAUGACAAGAUUGGCAAGAACGAUGCAAUCGGCAAAGUCUUUGUGGGCUACAACAGCACCGGAGCGGAGCUUCGACAUUGGUCAGACAUGCUGGCCAACCCCAGGCGACCCAUUGCCCAGUGGCACACCCUACAGGUAGAGGAGGAAGUUGACGCCAUGCUGGCAGUUAAGAAGUAAAGAAAUGAAGAAGCCUUUCUGCAUUUGCCCACAUAGUGCUCUUUAGCCAGUAUCUGUAAAUACCUCAGUAAGAUGGGUCCUUUCAUUUUCCCAGCCAUGCGUUCCUAAUACAAUUCAGUGGUACUUCAAAUCCUCUUUUAAUUUGCACAGAUUUAAACGUAGAGCAUUCCUAAGCGUCCCUUCAUCAUACCACUGCCCUCCAAAUCUACUCUUCUUUUAAGCAAUAUGAUGUGUAGAUAGAGCAUGACUGAAAUUAUUUAUUGUAUCACACCGUUGUAUAUACCAGUAUGCUAAAGAUUUAUUUCUAGUUUGUGUAUUUGUAUGUUGUAAGCGUUUCCUAAUCUGUGUAUAUCUAGAUGUUUUUAAUAAGAUGUUCUAUUUUAAACUAUGUAAAUGACUGAAAUAUAGGAGAGCUGAUAAUAUAUUAUAUGGUAAAUAUAGUAUCGUCUGCAUUCCAGCAAAAAUAUCAACUUGUAAGGUACUAGUACAGUGAAACUGAUAUCUUAAAGGACAACUUAAAUCUGAGCUUUCUAUUGAUCAUUUGAGUACCAAGAUCCACCUACAACACAUAUGGUGGGUGAAUCCAAUUUUGUAGAAUUUUCUCACAGGCAAAUUAGCAUGAUCUGAACAGCAUCUAGGCUGACCUCCAGGAAGCAUAGCCACAAACCAGAAUAGCAUCUGUCUGUACAUAUGUACAAAGCUAAAAUCAGGGCUUCACUCUGACAUUGGAGGAAGCAACUGAACAGAAGUCAAUGAUUUCAUAUUACAGCAUAGAGUAACAACACAAUGCUGUUGUGUGUGCGUGUGUGUGUGUGUCCCUAUAUGUGUGCGCAUGUGCAUUGUUUGGGGAAGGGGUGGGUGGGAAGAAGUUGAGGGGGGAGAAGUCAGCAUUUCUGAAAUAUUGCCUGACUAUAUAAAGAAGAAAAAAAGUAGCUCUCUGUUGUCACCUUUAUACAAAAUGUGCAUCUUGUGAAUUCUGUUUCAGACUUCACAUCUAUGAUAAUUCGAAAAUGUUUGCACAUUAGACUUUGUAACAAAUAUUUUAUUAUACAAAACCAGAUUAGAAGGAAUGCAGAAUAUUUUUAACACAGCAAUCUGUGCUUAUUACACAAAAUCACUUUGUGGUAAACAGUAUUGUAAUCCCAUCAAAAGAUGAAAAAAAUAAACAAUUAGCCAUAGUUCUGAAUGCACUUCAAUUAAGCCAAAACAAACAGCUAGUGAUCUUUUUAUAUGCUCUUUUUACUUAAAUAAGUUUUAAUUUGUCCUUUAAAAAAAGGUGAAACAAAAACCAAGAACAAGUUCUAGAAAACUGAAGCAACCUCUUAUGUAUACUAUAUGCUUGAUUUAGAAAGAGUUUUUCAAUGUUUCCAAUGUUAUUAUGUAGUAAUGGCACUAUUCUGACGCUACUAGUCAUUCAUAAGAGUCUUACAGGAUGCUCUGUGUAACACUGUGACUGCCCUGUGUGCUUAGACACGUAGUUUCCUCAGUGGAUAGCACUCAAUUUAUUCUGUAGUGAUAUUGUAACAAUACUGCCAUUCCCUUCUACUGCACUGCCCAAGGUGUGUGUAGCACAAACAGUUCUCAUUACAAAGGACCAAUUCAGAACUGAAAAGCUAUGCAUAGGACAAGAAAGAUACCUAUAGAAUGGGGUGAACACAGCAUUUUGUCAAACACUGUGCAAUAUUCCAUAUUGUCCCCCACCAUGGUAGACAAUCACUUUGUUGGAGGGCAAGCUGUUAUGUCACACUGCAUCUACUCUUUCCUCCCAUCACUUCUGUGACCCAUUUGAAUCAUAGGCCACAGAGGGUAGUGAUGCUCUACCGUGAAAGUUUAUCUUCACAAUACCAAAACAAAAUAGAGGAAAACUAAGCAUUAUCCUCAUGUUCAAACUUUAGGAUGCCAUGCCAUGUUUUUUGAAAACUCAAUGAGAAUUCAAAAGGGCUGAGGGUGGGCUUCGAACAUAGGGUUGGCUGUUUCCUGAUAAAACUAGAAUUCUCAUCAUUAGUCUUUGCUCACCAAAAGAGAGGCAUGCCCAUUCAGCCCAGUCAUAACAAACUCUUUAGAACUGGGACAGACACAAAGGAUAAAGGAAAAAUAACAUCUCCCUCUUCUGUAGAUGGUUCGUAUGUUUUAAAAAUAUAGAUAAAAUGCACUAGUGACGAUGUGAGAUUAAAUAACAGUAUGAACAGAAGAGUGGAAUGAGCAUCUUUCCAACUUAAUGGACCAAAUCCUACCAAACAGAGGGAGUCCAUUGACAAUUAAAAAUUCCUUAAAUACUCAAAACUGACAUUUAACUUCACUGUAUUCAGCUUUAAGUUGUUCAUGCUGAAACAACACUUUAAACAAACAGGUUCAAGCUGCCGAACACACAUUAUUUCUUGCAUUAAAGUACUACUAAUGCAUCCUCUUGCAACACUGCCAGACAAGGGAUUGUCACCAUAGAUUUAGCUGGUACUAUGCCAUCUUUUAAGUCUGUGACUGAACCUGCUUUAAGAUCAAGAUUCAUCCUCAGAUAAGCCACAUGUACCUUUCUGACAAAGCUGUGUAAGAAUUAGAACCUGAUGCUCUAGAAAGAUCCUAGUUGCCUUUGUGUAUAUUUACUGCCUGCUUGAGUGUUUCUAUGUGUGGAUUUUCUCUGUAUCUUGUAGAAAUGUUGGGGUGUUUUCUUCUGCCAUAUGGCUCGUGGCCCGCGAGCCAACUACUUUAGCUGUAUUUUACCUUCAUUUUUGAUGAGGUGGUUUAAAUUUUGUUUCACUUUGUGUAGUGAAUUUCACAGUAGUUUUCUGAUUGUUGUUAAAAAUGACUUAUCAUAUUACACAGAUAUUCAAUAAAAAUGUUUUAUUUCCUGUU
Molecule: messenger RNA, 4694 nt
Organism: Condylura cristata (star-nosed mole)
Lineage: Eukaryota; Metazoa; Chordata; Mammalia; Eulipotyphla; Talpidae
Gene: SYT1
Product: synaptotagmin I
Exons: 11
Coding region: 576-1844 (422 amino acids)
Biological process (GO): regulation of calcium ion-dependent exocytosis; cellular response to calcium ion; synaptic vesicle endocytosis
Cellular component (GO): dense core granule; synaptic vesicle membrane; axon
Molecular function (GO): syntaxin binding; calcium ion binding; clathrin binding
Source: RefSeq, a predicted model, not a curated record